AUGAAUCCUGAAACAUCGUCAUAUAUUAAUAAAGCACAACUUGACUAUGACGAGGUUCAUACUUUUUUCAAUCCCCCUUGUAAACUCCAUUUACAACUCGGUGAAUUUAUUUCACCUAAUCCAAAUAAUGUUGAUUCUAUAAACAUCCGAAAAUCUCCAAACUCUUUUUUCCUAUACCGCAAAAAUUAUAUUGCAAAGCAUAAAUCUCCUAGAAAUCAAAAAGAUGGGAAAGCUCUUUCAAAGAGAGCCAGUGUUUCCUGGAAGAAUGAAUCGGACAAAGUAAAAGGUUACUUUAAAGUAUUAGCAAAAGUAGCUUUACAAAAACAUAUAAUAGCUUAUGAAAAUAGAAAAAAUCAUAAUCAUAUUUUUAUUCCUCAACAACCAGGGCUACAACAAAAACAAAUAGAUGAUAAUAAUAAUGAUUCUGUAGUUUCUUCAUCACACUAUCCACAUUCUUUUGCUUUCCUUUCUACUUGUCAUUACACGAACGAUAAUACAACCUCGUCUUAUCAACAACUAGAACUGCAACAAAAACAAAAAGAUAAUCUUCAUAAUAACGAUUGUGCAGUUUCAUCAUCAUCUAAUCAAUAUUAUUAUAUUUCUUCUUACACAAAUGAUAAUAUAACCUCAGAACUGCAAAAAGAUAAUUUUCAUAAAAACAAUGAUACUGAUUGUGCACUUUCAUUAUCAUCUUGUCAAUAUUCUUCUAUUACUUCUUACAGAAGUUUUAAGACUCAACAAAAAAAUAAUCUUCAUCAAAAAAACAAUAACAAUUAUGCACUACAACAAAAAGAUAAUUUUUAUAAAAACAAUAAUAGCGAUGAUACAGUUUCAUCACCUUCACCUUAUUCACAUUCUCCCUCUUACUCUUCAUCAUGUUUUAUGGCCAAACAACUAGAACCACAACAAAAAUAUAACUUCUACUUUGUUCGAUUUUAA
Molecule: messenger RNA, 939 nt
Organism: Entrophospora candida
Lineage: Eukaryota; Fungi; Glomeromycota; Glomeromycetes; Entrophosporales; Entrophosporaceae
Source: the annotation of a GenBank genome assembly